AUGCAUAUAGAUGCGGGGCCCCGGGCAGGACCCCUCCCUGCCGCCAGCGUGCCCAAGGGGAAGGUCAGCUUGGCCAAAGGUGCGUUGAAGGAGGAGCCCAAGAGAUCAGCGAGGCUGUCAGCUAAGCCACCAGCAAAAGUGGAAAUGAAGCCCAAGAAGGCAGCAGGAAAGGAGAAGUCUUCUGACAAAAAAGUGCAAACAAAAGGGAAAAGGGGAACAAAGGGAAAACAGGCAGAUGUGGCUAACCAAGAAACUAAAGAUUUACCUGCAGAAAAUAGAGAAACUAAAAAUGAAGAGAGUCCAGCCUCUGAUGAAGCAGGAGAAAAAGAAGCCAACUCUGAUUAA
This is a messenger RNA of Elephantulus edwardii (Cape elephant shrew), 345 nucleotides long. Its product is annotated as non-histone chromosomal protein HMG-14-like. Lineage: Eukaryota; Metazoa; Chordata; Mammalia; Macroscelidea; Macroscelididae. The record is from RefSeq and is a predicted model, not a curated record. Bases 1 to 345 code for a protein of 114 amino acids. The transcript is spliced from 2 exons. Gene Ontology annotation, biological process: chromatin organization. Gene Ontology annotation, cellular component: chromatin; nucleus. Gene Ontology annotation, molecular function: nucleosomal DNA binding.